Messenger RNA from Geosmithia morbida, 1581 nucleotides. RefSeq names its product coatomer subunit delta. Lineage: Eukaryota; Fungi; Ascomycota; Sordariomycetes; Hypocreales; Bionectriaceae. Gene Ontology annotation, biological process: retrograde vesicle-mediated transport, Golgi to endoplasmic reticulum; endoplasmic reticulum to Golgi vesicle-mediated transport; Golgi localization. The record is from RefSeq and is a predicted model, not a curated record. Gene Ontology annotation, cellular component: COPI vesicle coat; cytosol. The annotation marks the transcript as partial. The transcript is spliced from 4 exons.
GUCGUUCUCGCGGCUUCGAUCUGCACCCGUGGAGGGAAAGCUGUCCUCUCAAGGCAGUUCAGGGAGAUGCCCCGAUCCCGCAUCGAAGCCCUGCUCGCCUCAUUCCCCAAGCUCGCCCAGAGCGGUACCCAGCACACGACUGUCGAGCAGGACAAUGUCCGAUUCGUCUACCAGCCCCUCGACGAGCUCUACAUGGUGCUCAUUACCAACCGCCAAUCCAACAUCCUCCAGGAUAUUGACUCGCUCCACCUCUUCGCCCAGGUUGUCACCAGCGCCUGCAGAACCCUCGACGAGAGAGAGAUUGUCCGCAAUGCCUACGAGCUCCUCAGCGCCUUUGACGAGCUCGUGACGCUGGGCUAUCGCGAGAAUCUGACCCUCGGCCAGAUCAGGACUUUCCUCGACAUGGAGAGUCACGAGGAGCGCAUCCAGGAGAUUAUUGCCCGUGUAAGGCUUUCCAUUCCUAGGCCGCAAAACAUUCUCGGACCCCGAAAAAACAAGGAGCUUGAGGCCACCGAGGAGCGGAAACGCAAGGCCAAGCAGCUCGAGAUGCAGCGCAAGGAGACUGCCCGCACCGGUCGCGCAGUCGCCCCCAGGGCACCCAACUACCCCACCUACACUCCCCCCUCGAAACCCAGCGCCGAGAUCACCAACUCGUAUGAGGCCGAGAAGAACAAGAGCUUCAACAAACCCGUUGCUCCCAAGGGUAAGGGCAUGCAGCUCGGCAAAAAGUCCAAGACGACAGAUAUGUUUGAGCGUGUGCGGGGCGACAUUGGCGUCGAGGCGGACGACACGCCCCUGGUGACCCCUCAGCCCUCGGCCCCCGCCGCCGAGGCCGGGCCCCGUAUCUCGUCGACGCUAGACCGCGAUGCCAUCCACGUCACCGUGUCGGAGUCGGUCAGCGCCAAGCUGUCCAGGGAAGGAAGCGUCAAUUCUCUAGCUGUCAGCGGAGAUCUAACGCUGCGCAUCUCGGACCCGAGCCUAACCAAGAUCAAGCUGGGCCUGCAGGCCGUCCAGGCUCACGGUGUCCAGUUCCGCACGCACCCCAACGUCGACCGCAACCUGUUCAAUGGUUCCAGGGUGAUCCAGAUGAGCAACACUGCUAGGGGCUUUCCUAUCAAUAACUCGGUCGGCGUGUUGAGGUGGCGCGCCACGCCCAAGGCCGAGGACCCGGCGGCUUGCCCCAUCACCUUCACCGUCUGGAUCAACCGGGACGCCGACAAGUUUACGCUGACUGUCGAGUACGAGCUUACCGGCGGAGACGCGCUGCGCGACGUCAAUGUUACUAUCCCCUACCAAGGCAGCGAGCCCGUCGUGUCCAGCUUCGACGCCGCCUAUGAGGUGUCGGGCGACACGCUCGAGUGGAACAUUGGCUCCGUCGAUGAUGAGAACCCCUCUGGCUCUUUUGAGUUUGAGGCCGAGAGCAACGACGAGAACGAUUUCUUCCCCAUGGCCGUGCGAUUCAGCAAGACGACUCCUUAUAUUGAUGUUGAUGUUACAUCGGUAUCUCUUCUCGAGGAAGAUGAAGAGGUCACCUUUUCCAAGGAGACCAAGACCAGCGCGGACAACUUUUUGAUCGAGUAG